Messenger RNA from Mycena indigotica, 960 nucleotides. RefSeq lists its product as uncharacterized. The transcript has 3 exons. The record is from RefSeq and is a predicted model, not a curated record. Bases 1 to 960 code for a protein of 319 amino acids. NCBI's taxonomy places the organism in Eukaryota, Fungi, Basidiomycota, Agaricomycetes, Agaricales, Mycenaceae.
AUGGCAGUCUGGUUCUCCAAGCAGGCGCGACACAAUUUCGCGUCCACUGGGGCGUUUUGGCCAACCAUUCGUCUGUGUUCAAGGGGCAUGCAAAGUCUUCCUCAACCCCAAACCCCCGAGCCACUCGUCGAAGGCUGUCCUGUCGUUGAACUCUAUGACGACCCGCGAGAUAUCGAAAAUAUUCUUCGUGUGCUCUACGACCCGGUCUUGUUUAUCUCCCCCAAACAGUCCUCGUUCGCAAUGGUGGUCUCGCUCGUUCGCAUGGGACGCAAAUACGAGUUCGACAAGCUUUGGAUCGUAGGGCUACUAGUUCUGCUGGAGGCUGGUAUACCAAUGACGCUGGCCGAAUACGACGGCCUCCGCGACGCGUCAUACGAGCUGGGAUUCACCGACAAGCAUCCUGGCCUGUACAUCGACAUCCUCAAUUUACUCCGAGAGCACAACAUCCUCGCAUUCCUGCCCUCCGUGUACUACAUUGUCAUCCAGAAGUAUUCUGUGCAGCAGUUGUUUGACGGGGUUCCGCGCGGAGACGGCACGACUGCGGUUCUCACCACACAAGAUCUACGACAAUGUAUGCUGUCCAGAGACAAAAUACGGCGGGCGCAGUUCCAGCCUGGCUACGCGCUUUCGUGGCUCAGCCCAACUCCGCUCGACACCAUUGGUGGCGCGCCAUCCUGCCUUGCGUUUCGCUCACGGAACAUGCCGGCCUACGCGACAACUUCGGCCCUCUGUCUGCUCGACCCGGAGCUCUCCGAUAACGUACACAAGAUGUUGAGACGCAAUGGGCUGUGUUCAACCUGCUGCGACGAAGCGCGUGCGGUGCAGAAGGCUGGUAGACAGAAAGGCUGGGAGGAUCUACCGAGUUUCUUCGACCUCGCGCCAUGGAGCGAACUGGCGUUCGAGUUGAAGAUCAUAAUGGGGGGGCCGAGGGAGGAGGGCAUGGAAUGGGAUUUCCUGUAA